GCCGCGUUUAGGGGGCUUCACGUGACCGCGGUGCGAGCUUUUCGUUCUUUAUUUUCGCUUUGAAGCCCGCGUGUUUAUUUUUCAAUUUGACAUUUAGUUUGACGUCCUUUAUUUUAUUUUUACGCCUCGCGUUUGUGUCCGAGCGAUCGAUUAAUGUUCUCGGUUCGAACGAAGCGAAAACAAGCCAGGCGGGAGCGCGUGUCGCGACUGUCGGCCAGACUAGCACGGGCCUGAGCUGUGUUUUUAUUGAAGGACAUCGUGGCGACCUCACUGAUUGACUGACGGUGACGUCGUCGGCUGAAUCUCAUCUCCCACCACCACCACCACCCCCGUGCGUGGCUUUCACUCCCGGUUGCCAACGACCAGCAACACACAGCACUCAUUCAAAGUUGUAAUAACGCUGUCGUUUUACCGUCAUUGCUGUUGAUUCUACGAUGAUAACGUGACGGCGAGUCGGGGGAGGGAAAGACAUUCGUACUGAGCAGGGCAGUGUGGGGUAGUGGGAAUUGAACCUCGUGUCUCCGAGCUAAGCGAUUAGUUCACAAACGCCGUGACAGGCGACUGUGUCGUGAACAGCACGCACAGCCACCGAACAGCAGCCAGCCAGCCAGCCAUCUGUCCUCUCAGCAUCUUGCACGUCCUUGUGUAUGCAUAACAUUUUUUUUAAAAUAUAAAGUGACUCGGAUGUACCGGGCCUAAUACAGAAUUACCAAAGUCUUUUACGAUAUAUCUAUUGUGCGUACUUAACACGUGUUCGAAAGUCGUCUUCACACGGCCAUGAACCGCCGCUGCCUGAUGAUCUCCAGAAGUAGCAGACUCCUGUCUUGACUAUGAAAUGAGAUCCCUCAUUAUAAAGCCAUGGAUUUCCCGACAGCGCCUGCAUUAGCCACAGAGAGCAGUGGUGCAUUGUCAGCAGUGAUGGGAGCUCAUAGCCACCGUGAUUAGAGACAGGGGGCAUGCGUUUGUUGGUUUUGUUUUUGUGAGUUAAUCUGCCCAGGGCAGUUUCCUGGAUCUAGUCAUAACUAAGGGGCAGGAGUCGUUGAGGUGAUUUCAUCCCCCCCCCCCCUGCCUUUUUCGACAGCGUCAUUAAGGCGUCACAAUUCAUUUUAGUUGUUUUAGAACGCUGACUCUGACCUGCACAUUUUUUAAAAAGAAAAUACGAACGCUGAAUCCGUCAGAGGCAUUUGACUGCAGUCUAAAUGUUUUCAUGCAACAAAGAAGCCAUUGAUGUUUACUUCGGAUGAGUAGGUUUUACAAAGGACAGCCCCCGUUGCGUUUUAAAUCAGGAAUCUCAGAACCGAGCGGCGGGGAAAUUUAGUUUGCUACAAACAACUCGACCGAGUUGGUCCCUCUGAGACGUAAUUCAGGAGGUGAGGUUGAAGAAUAAACGGAAGCCAUAAAAUCGAUACAUUUUCAAAUCAAAACCAAACUGAAAUAAAACGAAACCACCAUCUCAUCAAUCAGAUCUCAGCCAGGCUGAGCUCCGGUCGUCUUCCGACACGAUCCACCACUGCAACCGCAACCACCACCGUCGUUGCCAUUGCGUCUGCCCCAUCAUCGCCUUCGCCGCCGCGACGAUGUCGUGUGGCGGCUGCUUCCUGGUGCUGUGGUCGCUGUGCGGCGCCGCGGCGCUCUGCUUGCUGGUCGCCGCCGCCCUCAUGCCGUCGUGGCGCGACCUCAUACUCGUGGACCCGACUAAGCGCUCCAUCGUAGUGCGCCACGGCCUCUGGGUUCGCUGCGCCGGGUACGAGGGCGACGUCCCCGGUGGGGUGGUGUCGUGGGCGGCCACGUGGUUUGGCCCCGACAGCGGAAAGGAGGGCGAGGAUGGCGGAGGGAGCCGGGGCUGCGUGGUCCGCGACUCCGCGUGGCCGAUAGCCACCGACUCGCUGGACCUGCGCCUGCUGCAGCUGGGCGUGCCGACCGCCUGCCUCGUGGCGCUCGUGGCGCUCGCGCUCAACGUGAGCGGCGCCGUGGCGCUCUGCCGGAGCGGGAGGCGGAGCGGCCGUCUCUAUGGUGAGGACGAAGACUCCACUUCUUUGUCGUCGACGUCCUCUUCCUCCUCGUCAGAAUUCAGCUCCAAGAGGAAGAGGAAGAAGAAGAAGGCGCAACAGUGCUGCCAGUUCAACCCGUGCGGCUGCCAGGUGGUGGCGUCGGUGCUGUACCUGCUGGCGAGCGCUCUGGUGCUGCCGCCUGCGCUGUGGGCGCUGCUGUCGGUCGACGAGCUGAACCGGGCGCACGUCUCGGGGGACGCGCGCUGGCGCCCCGGCGAGGCCGUGCCCGUGUGCCUGGCGGCCUGCGCGGGGCUGCUGGCGGCCGCGGGGGGCCUCGCCAUGUGGUACUGCACCUGCCGCCCGCUCCCGCCGGCGCCGCUACCGCCGGCGCCGCUCGCGCUGGGCUCGCUGCUGGGUAUGGAGGCGCUGGGGCUGAGUGGCCGCGCCGGUCCGGCCGAGGCUUGCGGGCGCAGCACGCGGCAGAGCCAUCGCACGACCGGCAGCUUCCCCGCCGGGCCGACGUCGGUGUCUUCGCGACCCAUGUCCCGCGCCACCCUGGAGCUCGAUAUCCCCAUGUACGAGUUGCACUAGCCUGACUAGACAGAGAGAGAGCAGAGGGGUCCCGGACGAACAGCUGAGCAUGGGUUCGCACCAUAGUUUGGAGACGUCCGUGCGUUACGACCGCGGCUGGGUCUGGGUCGUCACUGGAGCCGACGGACGGCUCCGCAGGCGAAAGUGUUCCCACGUACGAGUUACGCCAGCUCAGGGCUCCCCAACUGCCUUGAUGUGAAGAGACAGAUUAGUAAGACAACUAGAUCGGAUAGAAAAGAGAGGUGAGAGAGCUGCAGACUGAGAGGUGCACGUUUGUUGUUGCCACGUGUACAGGCGUUAUAAUUUCACAAUGCCAUCCAACAAUAACAAGACACUAACAAUCGGUAAUUUCAUUACGUGUUAAAUAUAGAUGAAUAUCUGCUGUAGAGAGUGCGGAAUGGGCGGGGGAUUCGGAUGUGG
Messenger RNA from Lethenteron reissneri (Far Eastern brook lamprey), 3002 nucleotides. It is a transcript of the gene CLDN12, whose product is annotated as claudin 12. Lineage: Eukaryota; Metazoa; Chordata; Hyperoartia; Petromyzontiformes; Petromyzontidae. Gene Ontology annotation, cellular component: plasma membrane. The record is from RefSeq and is a predicted model, not a curated record.